Messenger RNA from Labrus mixtus (cuckoo wrasse), 2120 nucleotides. RefSeq names its product brambleberry (gene bmb). The coding region runs from base 24 to 1919 and encodes 631 amino acids. The record is from RefSeq and is a predicted model, not a curated record. Lineage: Eukaryota; Metazoa; Chordata; Actinopteri; Labriformes; Labridae. The transcript is spliced from 12 exons.
UCUUCUGUGUUAUUUUUACAGUUAUGGGUGGUCUCCUGAUCCGUCAGCUGUGUUUCCUGCUGAUCAGCAUGUUGUUCUGUCAGAGUCCGGGUGUCAGCGGCCUGUUUGACUGGUUGAGACAGACAGACGCUCCUUCAAAAGCAGCAGCAGCAGCAGCAGCACAUCCUCCAGUAGCUCCGGCGCUGCUUGCAAAAGAUGCUCAGUUCGAGAUAGCAACCGCAGACGAGAAGUUUUUGUCUGAGGCAAAGCACAUGGAGAUCAGCCCGCUAGACAGCUGUCAUUAUAGGGUGGUUGCCCGUCUGAAGGCGAGCUGUGACGGCCUCUCAGAGGAGCAGCUUGCCAAACUCGGCGUCGUUCUGUUCAACUGCCAGGCAGAGAGUGAGGGACGCCUAACCUACGUGUGUACAGAGGAAAUGACUAUAAAAGAGUGCACAGCAGACAUGGAUUCAGACACAUGGAACGCCUACCACAUAGUGAGCAACCGAGCGCGCUCAGUUUGCUACGCGACUCGACAGCAGCUCUUCAGGCGCAGAGCUGAGCACACGGUGAACGCUCUCAUCUCCACCGCCACCAAUCAGCUCGACGCGAUGAAGGACCUGAAGGAGGGCCAGUUGGAGCUGAAGGAGCUGACCGCAGCCUCCCUGAACAAGCUGCUGGACGGUCACAGCGCCCUGCAGGAACAACAGGGGAAACUGUACGAGGGUCAGGAGCAGAUGGAGAGCUCACUGAGGAACAACCUGGAGCGUCUGGGUCAGGAGAAAGCUCUCAUCGCCUCGGGACAGGAACUUGUCGCCCAGCUCAUUCACGGCAUCACGGAGAAAAUGGAAAAUGUGAGCGAGCAUCUGCAGAUCCAGGGCUCAGAGGUGCAGGACAACCACAACGCCAUCGUCAAAGACCUCACAGACGUCAGACACCAAGCUCAGGACAUCUACCAGAAGAUUGAUCACAGCAUGUCGGAGUUCCUGCAGUACCAGGACCAGACCUCCCAGUACUACACGGACCUGAUGAACAAACUGGAGCGCAUGAACAGCACACUGGGAUUCCUGCUGCACUACCUGGAUAACAUGCAGAGCCGCAUCGAGGAAAGGCUUCUCACGAUCCAGGGCUACCUGGGCUGCGCAGGUUUGAGUCUGACAGCCAUGUGGACGUGUGUUGCACAUACAGGAUACUUUGUACUGUGCGCGGUCCUGCUUACGUUCCUGCGUUGUCCUGGUUUCUCCCGAGCCAUGCUGCUGCUCACCGUUCCUUUGAACGCUGUGGCCGAGGUCAACCAGCAACCAGCGCUGGAUCUGACUGGCCUCAGCCUGCUGAUGCUCACGCUCUCUCUGGGUUACUGGUUCGUGAAUCGGUUGUGCGCCUGUUUCCAGUCCAAAGGGAAGCCGGCCGCUCCUCUUCCACUAGCCCCCUGUGACAUCGUGAAACCAGAGAAGCAGCUUUUUUCAUCCUGCCACUCAUUUCCACCGUCCUCCACACCAGAGAAAGAUGAGAAAGACGGCUUCAUGGAACAAGACGACUUGCUGAAUCAGGACAGCUUCAUAUCAGGCGCCCUCGGCAUAUCAGCGGUGUCCCCUCCCCACAGGAGGCCAGUCCCAGGGUCCAGAUUCACUCCGAUUAUUGGCACACCCAAUCACUCAACUCCCCGGCUCGUCCAACAGCUGCUUAUUUCAGGGGCUCUGGUUGAUAGUAUCCCCCUGAGGAACCUUGACGGUUUUGAUGCAGUGAACGACUCGCGUGAUUUUGGGAACGACUCCCGGAGUGCGAGUCCUGCACCGUCGAUGGUCAGCAACAGCUCUCUGUCAGGCCGUCAGCUGUGCAAUGGCAUCACCAAAACAGGAAAAGCGUGUAAGAAGAGAGCCGUGCCGGGACUGGAGUACUGCAGAGUCCAUGAAGGGGGGCUCACCUCAUAUGUUCAGUCCUGAUAUCCUCAGAUAUUUUUAUUAUUAUUUUUAUCUGCAAAAUACGGUACCUGUACCUGUUAUUGUGAUUCUGCCUGUUCCCCUCUAACAUUAAGUUGCUUGUAAGCACUACAUUUGAAAUGUUUGAAUAUACUUAUAUAUUUUUAUGUCAUGUUUUUAACACUGUAUUUUUUUUAAGUUAAUAAAUUAUUUCUGUACCUAUGA